Molecule: messenger RNA, 2763 nt
Organism: Cydia pomonella (codling moth)
Lineage: Eukaryota; Metazoa; Arthropoda; Insecta; Lepidoptera; Tortricidae
Product: fatty-acid amide hydrolase 2-like
Exons: 12
Coding region: 496-2073 (525 amino acids)
Source: RefSeq, a predicted model, not a curated record
UUAAUCUUAUAUUAUAACAUUGAUUGCACAGGUUGUUAAAGCUUAAAUAACUUAGUAGGUCCUUAGUUAACUUGUAUAAGUUAGAUUUCUACAAUUCCAAAGUAUCGAAGAUCUCCGAGCACCUUAUAGAAACCUUUUCCUAAAAAUUUUAGACUACAAUCAUAACAAAGCGUAAACAAUGUAUCUGUGAUAGGAACUCCACUAUAAACCCUACCAAAGUAGAGUCAGUACCUACCAAAGUAGAGUCAACUCUACCAAAAAAUAAAUACCUACGCUCCCUACCUUUUCUAUUUUCCUCGAAAAGAAAUAACUAAAUCGUAACAUAACGGCAAAGUCAUACGUCGGUCGCGUGACGCAAGCAGAUCACAUUCGAGAUCAAUUUAUUCAUGCAUACAAGAAAAAUGUUAUUGAGUACAGUUUGCUGUGCGGUGUAAACGCUUGUCGCGUUUCAGCUUAUUUCGUUAAAAAAAGCGUACGAGGUUGCUGCACAGCGGAAUGGAAGAACGCACAGUCGUAAUGGCGAACACAACUUUAAAAUGCUUUUUUACUUGGGUAUGGAUAGUUUUGGAUAAAAUAAUAGAUUUAAUAUUCGGCCUAUAUUGGGAAAGCAAGAAACAAUUUAUAGCAGACCUGAGUAAGAAACAUGCUUUCCUGGCUGAAAGUGCAGUUUCCCUGGCGAAGAAGAUAAAAGAAAAACAGUUGAAGUCGGAAGACCUAGUCAAAGCCGUCAUUGAAAGGAUAAAGGAGGUGAACCCCAUAAUAAACGCUGUAACGGAAGACCGUUUUGAAGCAGCUAUAGCCGACGCCCGGGAGGUGGACAAACUUAUAACGUCAGGUCUUUCCGAGGAAGAAGCAGCUAAGAAACCGUUUUUGGGAGUCCCAUUCACAACCAAGGAGAGCCAGUCUGUGAAAGGGUACCGCUACACUUUGGGCUUAUGGUGGCGACGAGAGCUCCGGGCAGACGAGGACAGCGAGUCCGUAGCCUUACUCAAGGCUGCCGGGGCUAUUCUGGUGGCUCUUACUAAUGUACCAGAAUUAUUGGUUUGGCCUGAGACCCGUAACCCCGUAUACGGAAUGACAAACAACCCACACCACACUGGCCGAUCCCCCGGAGGAUCUAGCGGUGCUGAGGCAGCCCUUACAGCGUGCUACGCUACUCCAAUUAGUUUGUGUUCGGACGUGGGAGGUUCAAUUCGUAUGCCAGCUUUCUACUGUGGCAUGUUCGGACACCACAAUACACCAGGGACCACUAGCAUUAGAGGAGUGAUAUUCCACAAAGGCGACGAAGAAUCUAUGAUUAGUCUUGGUUUCAUCACAAAGCAUGUGGAGGAUUUGGCUCCGUUGAACAAAGUUAUCGCUGGAAAUAAAGCACCUCUUUUAAAAUUAGAUCGUAAAGUUGAUAUCAAGGAUAUACAGUUUUACUAUAUGGAAAAAUCCAAAGACUACCGAGUCACUCCAAUCAAGCCGGAGCUUAGAAGUGCUAUGGCCAAUGCUGUGGCAAAGAUAAGUGAGGAAGUAUCGCUAAAAAACAGUCCUCAACCAUAUUACCAUAAGGGUUUCGAUCAUAUGUACCAGCUGUGGACAUACUGGAUGAGCCAGGAGCCCCACAAUUUCGCUGGCUUAUUAAACAAUAGCAAGACCGACGCCAUCUGGAUCGUAGAGUUGCUGAGAAAGAUACUCGGACUAAGCAAACACGGUUGGUCGGCUAUCAUUUGGUUGUUGCAUGUUCAGUUAAUGCCGUUAUUCCCCAACUGGGCCGAAAAACUUACUAAAGAAUGGAAGGAAGAUCUUCUGAAUAAACUGGGCGACAACGGAGUUCUGCUACUCCCGAGCGCGCCGCAAACGGCCCCGUACCACUACUCUUGUUUUCUGCAACCCUUCAACUUCUCCUACUGGGCGGCUGUCAACGUCCUGAAGUGUCCUGCUACUCAGGUGCCUAUGGGCGUAAAUAGCCAGGGUCUCCCUAUCGGUAUCCAAGUGAUGGCAACGCCGUACAACGACGCGCUAUGUUUGACGGUCGCGAAGUAUUUGGAAAAACAGUUUGGAGGAGCAGUUAUGGCUUGUAAAACGUAAUAACCGUAUGAAUGACUACUGAAAUAGGAACUGUGGCGGCUAUCUUCAGAUAAAACGUGCAGUAUUAAAGUUAAGGUUUUCUGACCGUUUAGUCUUGCGUACUCGGACGCGACCUCAAGUAUGGAGUCGCGCGCUACAUCGCAAGUCAUGCUAAGCGGUCCGAUCUACAUGGUAUAAUGAUACAAGGAUAUGCCGAUUUAGAUCGCGCUGUCAUACUUAUUUUUCUAAGUCAGUUUCGGGUAAGGGCGGAUUCGCACUUCGUCCGAUCCGAAUCCGUGAAAAUAUGGUCCGUAGUAGCCGUAGAACUAUUUAUGGUAAGUUACGCACUAGACUAGAUCCGAAAGAAAUCGGAUGACGGAGAUCGGAUCUAGUGCGUAACUUACCAUAGAAAUAGUUCUAAGGCUAGUACGGACCAUAUGUUCACGGGUUCGGAUCGGACGUAGUGCGAAUUCGUUUGUUCGUUGAUUUAGUUUUUUAUUAAUAAUAAUUGCACAAGAUUUUACACCAAUUCCCUGUGUCGUAAUGUGAACUUAAUUAAACGGCUUGCGAGACUAUGCGGUUGAUUAAUGCGUUUAUACUAGACUACUACAAUGUAUGGGUCUAUACUAGUUAUAAUAUUAAAGUGGUAGAUAUUUUUAUUACAUACUUACCUAUAAAUCUAAUCAGAGUAAUUAAAUACUUUUUCUCAAA